AUGUCCAGAGCCCUUAGUGCGUCAUUGGCGGGGAGUUUGGGUUUCGACAGGCUACAGGGGUGCCGGUUGUUUGCUAAAUCAUGUUUGUUGAUAUCUUCGAUAAUCCACAGCAGAUUAGGGUUGCGAGCGCAGAGCAAGAUGACUACAAACGGUGAAGUUAAAGUUAAUGGAGAUGCGAUGUCUGGAUCUGCCAGAUUAGCUGCUAAGGACGUGCAAUCAUCAUGGUCCGUGGAAGCAGUCGUUGCAACCAUUCCCGGAGGGCCACCACAAGCAGACUCUUCCUCCCCCGUCCCAUUCUUCCACAUGCUCGAGCGACUGAAGACAACCAAGCGUGAAGGGUGGCGCAGAUUCGGCAUCAUCCACGGCGAAUCCAUUUCCGACCACAUGUACCGAAUGUCCAUCAUCACCAUGCUUGCGCCUCCCUCGCUCUCCUCCAAACUCAACAUCCCACACUGCACAAAGAUGGCACUCGUACACGACAUGGCAGAGGCUCUAGUCGGAGACAUCACGCCCGUCGACGGGGUAGCGAAGCACGAGAAGAACCGCCGGGAAAGCACAACGAUGGACUACUUCACCCAGACCCUCCUCGGCCGCGUCAACGGCGGCGUUUCCGGACAAGAACUCAAGGCUAUCUGGCAAGAGUACGAGGAUUCCGAGACGCUGGAGAGCCAGUUCGUGCAUGAUGUCGAUAAGAUCGAGUUGAUACUGCAGAUGGUCGAGUAUGAGCGGGUCCAUGAGCAGAAGAUAGAUCUGGGGGAGUUCUCUUGGGUUGCUACGCGCAUUGUUAUGCCCGAGGUUAAGGAGUGGAGCGAUGAGUUGUUGAGGGAGAGGGAGGAGUUCUGGGGGGGACAGAUGCAUACUACGUAUACGGAUGACGGGGCUCAGGUUCGUGCUGGAAGUUUGGAGUACUAUUCCAAUCCGGCACGAAAGACCGGCGGGUCUGCUUGA
This is a messenger RNA of Cadophora gregata, 948 nucleotides long. RefSeq lists its product as uncharacterized. Gene Ontology annotation, molecular function: 5'-deoxynucleotidase activity. Gene Ontology annotation, cellular component: cytoplasm. NCBI's taxonomy places the organism in Eukaryota, Fungi, Ascomycota, Leotiomycetes, Helotiales, Ploettnerulaceae. The transcript is spliced from 4 exons. The record is from RefSeq and is a predicted model, not a curated record. The coding region runs from base 1 to 948 and encodes 315 amino acids.